Molecule: messenger RNA, 3823 nt
Organism: Oryza sativa Japonica Group (Japanese rice)
Lineage: Eukaryota; Viridiplantae; Streptophyta; Magnoliopsida; Poales; Poaceae
Source: RefSeq, a predicted model, not a curated record
AAAAAAAAAACGGCAGAGGGAUUCAGAAUAGCAUAGCAGUUACUAUGACAGUAGUAAUUCAGAUUAGCAGGAGUAACAAUUGGAUUAGCAAGGACUCCUCCAGUCCAGACUCCAGAGAGAGGAGAAGAAAUCGGGGAGAGAGAUUAAUUAGGGAAGUACUCCACUCCCUCCAGUGGACUACUGGAGUUGAGCGGUGCGGUGCUGUGCUUUAUCUAGGGAGCCGGAGGGAGCUCUCUCUCUCUACUUACACACACAAACACACAGAGAGAGACCAAAAGCAAACCCUCGCCUCGCCUCGCCUCUCUCAACCAUCGUCUUCCACCGCCGCCGCCGCCACCGAACGAACGCGCCGACCGACCGCGCGAAGAUCUGGGCAGCUGGGACGAGACAUAGGGAGUAUAACGGAGGAACUGAAGAAGGAGACAAACGCCGGAUUUAACUCCACGGAACGGGAACACAUUGCUGCUGCUACCAUUCAAGCUUGGACUCCGGUCUCCUCCUCCUCCUAGGGUAGGGUGGUAAGGGAGAAAAUUGCAGAUGCAGAUGCAGAUGCAGUCGAGGUCUCGCAUUCGCGGCCGCGACCCGCCCCCGGCCUCCUCGGGAGGACGAUACCGCCGACGAUCGCCCUCCCCGCGCCGCCACCCGCGCUCCCCCCUCCAACCCCAACCCGCACAGAGACAGACGCACCCCCGACCGCCCCCGCGCCACCACCACGAGGACAGCCUCCCUCUCCAUGUCCAUCUCCCACCCCCACCCGACGCCCUACUCACCGCCGCCGCCGACCGCCGCUCCCGCGCUGACGUCCUUCUCGAGGCCGGCCGCCUCGCCGCCCGCUACCUCGUCGCCCAGGGCGUCAUCCCCGAGCACCGUCUCCGCGCCAGGGAGGACCCCCUCCCUGCUGCCAGGAACCAUGACGUCGACGACCCCAGGUCCCGCCGGAAUGCCGACUUCCCCCGCGACAGAGGGGACGAUGACAGGCUAUCCCGUAGAUCCGGCUGGGACAGGAGGAGCAACAGCUUUGACAGCAGGCGCAAGUACAAUGAUGCCGCCUCAGCCGAUCGGAGUGCCCGCCGGAGCCACGACUACGACGACCAAAGGAGACCAACCAUGUCACGCUCCUAUUCACAAAACGACCGCCGUGUCUCCAGUGAUAGCAGGCUGGAUCGAAGACGGAGGAGCAGGAGCAGAAGCAGGAGCAGAAGCAGAAGCAGGAGCAGGAGCAGAACCAGGACAAGGAGCUAUAACUAUGGCAGCCGGAGGGAUUCAGAUUGGCGAGCAUCCGGCGCCGAUUUGGAUCAUUCCAAGGUGCCAGAGCCUGGCAUUGUCCGUGACGGUGAUGCUGAUGUGGGAUACGGUGAUGCUGAUGAUGUGCCAAGAGAUCUCAAGGCACCUCCCCGUUCAGUGGUUGUUAUGGAGACAAAAGAGAGUGCCAGCCAAGCUGCAGCCAAUGAAGACACAGCAGAGGUGGAGUCAGAGAUCAUAGAGGUCGAUCAAGCUCAAGAUAUAUAUGGGGAUGACGAUGACGAUGGUGACGAUGCUGUUGCUGCCUUCAAUUAUCCAAGCGUUGCUGAAAUAAAUGUUACCCAACACAAGCUGUCCAAUUCCAACGAGGAUGUUGUUCAUCCAUCACAGUCUGAUGAGGAACCACUGCAUAGGCAGUCCCAGUUCAGCGAUGCUGAGGAGGGCAUGGAGGGUCCGAUCUCUCCCAGGGAUUCAUGCUUGGUAGAACCAGUGGCCGAGGAAGUCAGAGAUGGAAUGGAGGCUCCGCAGAGUGAAGUUGAAACUGAUAACGCAGACCUUACCAAAGAUGAACAAGACCUGCCAGCUUGGUAUGGGAUUUUUGACCUCAAUGUUGUGGAAUCUCAAGAAAACUGUGAAAUGGUUGAGAUUUCCAAUGAUUCGCCUUUAGAUAAUGGUCGUGACUCUGUUCCUGAUCAAGUUGGUCAGAUGAGCCAAGGAGCAAACUGCGUCACUUCAGGAACUCAAGGUCAAGAUGAACAUGCAUUUGACAACCACCAGUCGGAGGAUGAACAAGUGCCUCUAAAUCAAAGAAAUGGUACGGAUGAUUUUAACAAUGAACAAGGGGUUGGAAAUCAGACAGGUGAUGAACAUGGACAGGAUAAUCACCAGUUGGAGGAUGACCAGAUGCAUAUAAAUCAUGUCAUGGAUGUGCAUACUUUAGAUAACGGCCUUAUGAACGGUGAGGAAAUGCUUCUAAAGCGGUGUGCAGAUGAGCACACGGAUCAUGGACACCUGGUGGAAACUGAAGAAAUGCUUCUGAAUCAGGGGCAGAGUACCUCUGUACAAGUGUUGGAAAAUUAUAAUAUGAAUGGAGAACAGGUGCAGCUCAAUCAUGAUGCUGAUGAACAUUCAGGCGAUGAUCGCCCAAUAAAGAAUGAGCAAAUGCUUUUGAAUCAUGUUAUGGGUGUGCAUGAUUUGGAUAAUCAUGACCAGAACAGUGAACAAAUGCUUCUAAACAAUGGCGCUGGUAAACAGGCUGCAGAUAGUGCUCAGUUACAGGAAGACCAGAUGCUUCUAGACCAGGCUGCAGAUGGACAAGCUACGCUUCACGGUCAGAGCAUUGGCCAAAUGAUUCCUGUAAUCAAUCUGGAAGAUGAUUAUGAAGAGCAGUCUGAUACCAUAGAGUUUUCAGAAUCCAAGUAAGCUUUUUUAGAUUCUUUUUGUCACAACCUCAAGGGGGUGAGGAAAAUCCUUUGCACUUGAACAUGUUCGCUAUACAGAAGUGACACCUUACAUAAACUUACUGAAAAUGUUCUACCAGAACAUAUCUGUUCUCAAGGGCAACAAACUUCGAGUAUUCCUGACCAUCCUCAGACUAACGUCCCAGCUGCUGCUGCUGCUUCAUCAGUUACCCUCAACCAUGGAAAUAGGUGGACUAGAAGGGGCGCUACUGUUGCACAGGAAAUCCCAGCGAUGAUGAGUUGAUGGCAUGUUGUAUGUUGCUUUUUGAUGAAAUACUGUUAGAGGUAAUCAUCUUGUAUUGUGGGACUGCCAUCCUCUGAGCUUGGGAAAUCUUUGUGAACCAUGAUGUUCGUGUUCUCAGCUCCUACGCUUGAGCUUACUGAUAUCCUGAACCAUGGGAAGCUGGCAUGCUGAAGUUGGUUGAUCGGUCAUUUGCUUGUUUGUAUGUUGUGGUGUAGUAAGUAGUAACAAAUUUUGAUCCCCAGAGGUCACAAAUUCCAUGCUGGUCUAGCGAUGUGUUAGUAGCUGGGUAGCUCUAAUUUUACUGCGAACAAUAUGAAUCAUGUUCGUCUAACAAAAUUCUCUGCUGCCUUUGUGCUCCUGCUUUUGCUUUGUGAAGCGCAAAAGGACAGUGAAGCUCUGUGUCACCGUGCAGCUCAUCAGGCAGAGAUGGUUCAUGGCUGGCUGCACGGAAUCUAGCAACAGUCACUUGAUUCCGCGCCGCCGACCUAACAAGAGAGAUGGAGCUGUUGAUUGCAACAGCGUCUAAAUUCAGAGUGCACACAAUGCGGUGCUUUGGUACAACGCAAUUGGAUAUUUGGAUGGAUGCUAUUUGGAUGGUAAUGACAAAUGCACAUCAACGGCAUAUUCUCCUGCUGCACUGCAUACAUCAUUCAAGGAUCUCUGAAAGGAAACAUGAACAUAAAACAGCAAGUAUGUUUGUAAUGUAGUAUGUAUAUACCGUGUCAAUUGUUGUUUUGUUGUGUGAUACCGCUGGCGCACCGACUGGGUAUGAGCAUGAUGACGAUGUGUAUGGGGUUGGGGUACAGGGUUUCACGAGGAAGGUUGUGUAGGAGAUGAUGAUGGACAGAUGGUACCAGUAGUAUCUUUGACCUGAUUA